This is a messenger RNA of Physella acuta, 3196 nucleotides long. RefSeq lists its product as uncharacterized. NCBI's taxonomy places the organism in Eukaryota, Metazoa, Mollusca, Gastropoda, Physidae. The record is from RefSeq and is a predicted model, not a curated record. Gene Ontology annotation, molecular function: 3'-5'-RNA exonuclease activity.
UCUGCUGGCGACUCACACACUCUGGGUGGGUAGGUAGACCAGACCAGUGCAACAAACUGUGCCAUUCUCUAUGGAAGGGGCUAGAGGUCAUCAUUGAGCUAAGGAGAGCAAGGUUGAGACUAGGAGCUUUGGCUAUGUUGGUUUGACUGGCUAGUAAAGAGCUGCUGAGAUGGGAAAAGUUGAUGAUGGUGUCAAGCGAGAGAUUGUCAGCGCUAACCUGGAAGUGAUUAGUGAAGAAAGUUUUGUCAGAAGACUAGAGGGCAUGAGCUGUGCCAACUGUCAAAGACAUCGUCAGCAGCGCAGCAAAGUGAGCAGGAAGGGCAAGAGCAGCAGACGCAAGCAGCAAUGCAAGUCCAAGAGCCCAAUCGUCAUCCAUCUCAAGGACACACUGCCCCUAAAGCAGAGACAGUCCAGCCUGGAUGGAGACUCGGAUGUAUCCACACGAUCCACAGAUGAAGAGCAGUACCUGACUCAGGUCAAGCUUCCCAGCCACAAAAAGACAAUUUAUGGAGAUGUUGCAUCCAUUCCAGAAUUUGUUCCUCAAUACAAACACCACUUCCACCAGCCAUGGGCCCAGCCCAGAAUGUUCCCCACUCCACCCACUUGUCUUAGAUCACCUUAUCAUCAUCUUCAAUCCACUGUCCAGAAAGCUCAAGAAAAAUCUAGAAAGAAUUUGUCCACGCUAAUAUCUGUUCUAGAGAAAGCCCAGAGAAAAGAAUCUUCCGACCCAAACCUGAGCAGCAACUGGAGCCAAGGCAAGUGUUGCCAGAUUUUAAACAACCUCUCCCUGGCCAGCGAGGCCAAGCGCAACAUCAUGUCAGACUGUGAGAAUGUGGAGCUCAUCUGCAAUGAUCUCAGUGGGGACAAGCUGGCAGAGAGCACAGAUGGGGAUUCUGAUAGCAGCGACAAACUUUCUGUCCUAUCCAGUUCAGACAUGUCAGAUGUAGGGGAGCAGGUCAAGGGCAGAGCUUGUAUCGUGUCAAGGUCAGGGGAGCAGGUCAAGGGCAGAGCUUGUGUCGUGUCAAGGUCAGGGGAGCAGGUCAAGUUAACACCAGAUGAGCUAGAACUGCUAGCAGAGUUCACAACUGGUCCUCCCCUCAUGUGUAUCUCCCCCCACACGUGUAUCUCCCCCCACACGUGUAUCUCCCCCCACAAGUGUAUCUCCCCCCACAAGUGUAGCUCCCCCCACAAGUGUAGCUCCCCCCACACUUGCUGCAGAUACCAGCAGACUGAGGGCUACCCCAGAAAGUCAUCCAUCCAUUCCACUGACUACAACAAAACUCACUCGACCAGUGCUGAGUACAGUCAGCUUGGAGAGACAACACAACACAAGGCAGCAAGAGGAUCUAUCUCAUCCGACUCUGAAGCCUCCUCUGAUGUUGAGAGCACCUCAAGCUCCUCCUCCGGCAGUCCAGCUCCAGCGUGUCUCAGCUCACAGCACACAGCAGGGCAUCUGUCCAAGCCAGCUGGAGUCCACAGCUCCAGGUACCACUGGAGCAAACAGGAGAUCCAGCCAGACAAGUCAGGCAGCUGGAGAGGCCAGCUCUGGGAUCAUGAGAGAGUGCCAGUAACUGAGAGUGUCUACAUGGACCUGACUGGGCUGGGCAUGAGCAUUUCUGUCAUGUACCAUAACCAGCCUUACACAGGACCGUCCUGGCCUUACCUCGGCCAAACGUGGCCUUACUCUGGCCAUAGCCAGCCACCAUUAUGGCCUUACCCUGUCCAGAGCCUGUCCCUGUACAGCCCGAGUCUGCCUGUGAUGUACCCCCACAGGCCAGACUACUUUUUACCCCUAGAUUUUAAAAAGUAUGAGAUGUCCAUGCCUCCAAACAGACCUUGGAUAACAACAGGAGAGGCUGACAAAGACGUGCCUGCAGCUGUGUUCUCAGUGAUGUGCUACAAUGUCCUGUGUGACAAGCUCUGUACCAAGGCCAUGUACGCCUACUGUCCCACUUGGGCUCUCAGCUGGGACUACAGGAAAAAGGGCAUCAUGAACGACAUUACCAGGGGAAACGCUGACAUCAUCACAUUACAGGAAGUGGAAACAGAGCAAUAUUAUAGCAUGUUUUUUCCUGAACUUUGUGCACAUGGCUAUGAUGGGAUUUUUCUGCCCAAAUCACGAGUCAGGACCAUGAACUCAGACAAGGAGAAGAAAUGUGUUGAUGGUUGUGCCAUAUUUUUCAAAAAGAACAAGUUUGAGAAAGUCAACGAGUACCAAAUAGAAUUCAGCCAGCUGGCCACAAAGGAGGGAGCAUCUAACACAGACACAGAUAUGAUCAACCGGGUCAGCACUAAAGACAACAUCGCAAUAGUGGCUGUACUUAGGACUAGGCCUGAUGUCUAUCAGAACAGCCCAGUUCCAGCCCCCAAAGGUUUGACGCAGAUGCUGAUGGUGUCUACUGCUCACAUCCACUGGGACCCCCAGUCCCCUGAUGUCAAGCUGGUGCAGACCAUGAUGCUGAUAGAGGAACUACAAAAAUUUGUCAAGGAAGCCUCAGUGCAAUUUCGACCCAAUGCACCUCCUCCUUCAUUAGAUGCAGAUCUGUGUAACAGCAUGCCUCUCAUUCUGUGUGGGGAUUUUAACUCCUUACCUGACUCAGGUGUCUAUGAGUUCUUGUCCAAAGGUCGACUCGACACCAGUCACAAGGAUUUUGAGGGUCAAAAUUAUCCUGUUUUUAUGAAAGAUAGAAAUGCAAAUGGUAUCAUCACCCACAACUUUAAUUUAACCAGUGCAUACAAAGAUGUUAUACCCUUCACAAACUACACAUUUGACUUUAAAGGCAUCAUAGACUACAUCUUCUACUCAGCCCAACACCUCAAGCUGCAUGCUGUGAUGGGACUUCAAGAUGAAGAGUGGUUCAGAGCCAACAAAAUCAUUGGCUGUCCUCAUCCAUUUGUUCCCUCGGAUCACUUCCCCUUGUUUGCAGAAUUUUCAUUGCCAGUCCAGCGUCCAAGAUAAUAGCAGGCCCCACCCCCACGUCCAAGAUAAUAGCAGGCCCCACCCCCACGUCCAAGAUAAUAGCAGGCCCCACCCCCACGUCCAAGAUAAUAGCAGGCCCCACCCCCAUGUCCAAGAUAAUAGCAGGCCCCACCCCCACGUCCAACAUAAUAGCAGGCCCCACCCCCACGUCCAAGAUAAUAGCAGGCCCCACCCCCAUGUCCAAGAUAAUAGCAGGCCCCACCCCCACGUCCAAGA